Molecule: messenger RNA, 2067 nt
Organism: Brassica rapa (field mustard)
Lineage: Eukaryota; Viridiplantae; Streptophyta; Magnoliopsida; Brassicales; Brassicaceae
Product: serine/threonine protein phosphatase 2A 55 kDa regulatory subunit B' delta isoform
Biological process (GO): signal transduction
Cellular component (GO): protein phosphatase type 2A complex
Molecular function (GO): protein phosphatase regulator activity
Source: RefSeq, a predicted model, not a curated record
UCUCUCUCUCUCUCUCUGAAACUUUCUAAUCUCUAUCCACUUCUGUUUUCUCUCUCUCCACAUGCCAACGAAGCAAUAGGCUAUGAAAAUCUAAACCCUUCUUCUUCUUCUUCCUCUGCUUCAUUCUCUGAUUCAUUCUCUGAUUCAUGAAUCCAGAUCUUGUUUGAUUUAUGAUAAAAGAAAAUAAAAAUAGAUACUACCUUUUGGCUCUGAGUUGUGUUCUUUGUCUGCUUUUCUCUUUGAUGACUGAGAUCUAGUCAAUAAGAGUUGUUCUUAUUGCGUGUUGAGAUGAUCUUAGGGGUUUCUGAGAUCUGACUUUGUGAUUAGUCUGAUCUGAGUCUGUUGAAGUUUGACUCCAUAGAUCCGAAUAUGUUUAAGCAGAUACUUGGGAAGCUUCCUAAGAAACCUUCUUCUGCCGCUAAGUUUUGGGAUAGUAAUGAGUCCCAACCCCCAGAUAACAACAACCAAGGUGAAGAAGUUUUAACCCAGAGAUCAUCAUCAGAUGGAGAUUCUGUUUCUUCUGUUGAGGUAUUGCCAAGGCUGAGAGAUGUUCCCAUCUCCGAGAAGCAAGAACUGUUCCUCAAGAAGCUUAGGCUAUGCUGCGUAGUGUUUGACUUCGUCUCCGAGCCUCAACUAAACCUCAAGGAGAAAGAGAUCAAAAGGCAAACACUCCUCGAAGUUGUUGACUACGUCAUCUCCUCAGGGAAUGCAAAGUUCCCUGAACAAGUUAUCCAAGAAGCUACAAAGAUGGUUUCGGCGAAUCUCUUUAGUAGUAACACUCACCAACAAUGCAAGAACAAAACUCCAGAAGGAUUAGACUUGGAAGAAGAACAAGAAGGAGGUUCUCUGAACCCUUCUUGGCCUCACUUGCAGAUAGUUUACGAGUUCCUCCUAAGACUCGUCGCCUCCCCCAACACAGACGCCAAGAUAUCCAAGAAAUACAUCGACCCCACCUUCGUCCUCAAGCUCCUGGACCUGUUCGACUCCGAAGACCACAGGGAGAGGGAGUACCUCAAAACCAUACUCCACCGUAUCUACGGGAGGUUCAUGGUCCACCGCCCUUUCAUCAGGAAAACGAUGAACAACAUCUUGUACGACUUCAUCUUGGAGACAGGGAAACACUCCGGUAUCGCCGAGUUUCUCGAAGUGUUGGGAUCAAUCAUCAACGGGUUCGCGUUACCUCUCAAGGAAGAACACAAGCUCUUCCUCACUAGAGUGCUGGUCCCUCUCCACAAACUGAAGUGCUUGCCUAACUACCAUCAGCAGCUUUCUUACUGCGUUAUACAGUUUGUUGAGAAAGAUUGUAAGCUUGCUGAUACUGUGAUUAGAGGGCUGUUGAAGUACUGGCCGGUUACUAAUAGCUCUAAAGAGAUCAUGUUCUUGAAUGAGUUGGAGGAGAUUCUUGAAUCGACUCAGGGAACGGAGUUUGAACGGUGUAUGGUUCCGCUCUCUCGCCAAAUUGCUCAGUGCUUGAGCAGCUCUCACUUUCAGGUAGCGGAACGGGCUUUAUACUUAUGGAACAACGAUCAUGUAAGUAGUUUGGUGAGACAGAACAGUAGAAUCAUUUUACCGAUAGUGCUUCCUGCGUUGGAGAAGAACGGUAGUAGUCAUUGGAACCAGGCUGUGAAGAACUUGACUGACAAUGUUCUCAAGGUUUUGUCUGAUACGAAUCCGGAACUGUUUGAAGAGUGUUUGCGUAAGUUUCAAGAAGAUCAGCAGAAUGCAGAGGAUAACAAGAAGAAGAAUGGGGAAACAUGGAGACAGCUAGAGGAGAUUGUUGCUUCCAAAGGACACACAUCAAUGGAGAAGUAAAGAAGAGAAGACUCUUCUGCAAUUUACACGAUACAAAAAAAGAAAAUUGGUUUCAUGUUUUGUUUUCUUCUUGGUCUUUAGGCCUAAAAGGUAUAUACAGUUCACUUGCUUGGUUGCUUCAAGUCUCUUGGUUUUAUUAGACAGAUGUGUGUCCUCUUGAUUUGUCUGUUUUGUAUACUUCUGUUCAUGUAAACAUCUUAUGAAAACAAGAGUUUUCUAUUGUCUGAAAGUAUGGUUCGGCCAUCUUUGGUCAUA